Molecule: messenger RNA, 1521 nt
Organism: Phymastichus coffea
Lineage: Eukaryota; Metazoa; Arthropoda; Insecta; Hymenoptera; Eulophidae
Gene: Oscillin
Product: glucosamine-6-phosphate isomerase
Exons: 6
Coding region: 388-1233 (281 amino acids)
Biological process (GO): N-acetylneuraminate catabolic process; D-glucosamine catabolic process; carbohydrate metabolic process
Cellular component (GO): cytoplasm
Molecular function (GO): identical protein binding; glucosamine-6-phosphate deaminase activity
Source: RefSeq, a predicted model, not a curated record
UUCCGAAGCGUUGCCGGGAUUCCAUUGAUUCGACCUGCUAACCAACAUUCGACCCUCUAGAGCAGUGACAGAGAUGCUUAUACUGUUAGUACCUGCCGCGACUGCGCGGCCUUGGUCUUAACCUUGGCAGUGGUCUUCAGCUUGCUGAAGUAGGUUCGCGAAGUUUAAGCACGACCACAGAGCUGCCAGCGUUAAUAAUCGCUAAACAUGCCGAUAAACUUGACAAAUACGAAAGAAUUGCUCUUUUGCAAGCUCACGGAUUACACCAAUGGCUCAGUAUGUGAGUACUAUUGAAGUGAAGGUUGAAAAAGGCACUUGUUAUCGCAUGCACACAUCUUUAUUUGCUUGGCGCAAGUUUGUACUACGGGUAGCACGUAAUAAAUAGAAAUGCGCUUAAUUAUUUGUGAUGCUGCUGACAAUGUUGCUGAAUGGUCUGCAAAAUAUGUUAUGAAAAGAAUAAAAGAUUUUAAACCAAAUGAAAACCAAUAUUUUGUAAUGGGACUUCCAACUGGAGGGACACCUCUUGGAAUGUAUAAAAAACUUAUUGAGUACUAUAAAGCAGGAAAACUUUCAUUUAAAUAUGUCAAAACAUUUAAUAUGGAUGAGUAUGUUGAUUUACCACGAGAUCAUCCAGAGUCUUAUCAUUAUUACAUGUAUAACGAGUUCUUCAAACACAUAGACAUUGACCCAAAAAAUGUUUAUAUUCUUGAUGGUAAUGCACCUGAUUUAGAAUAUGAAUGCAGUGAAUUUGAACGAAAAAUGAAAGAAGCUGGAGGAGUUGAAUUGUUUAUUGGAGGUAUUGGCCCUGAUGGUCACAUUGCAUUUAAUGAACCAGGAUCAUCACUUUCUUCUAGAACCAGAGUAAAAACAUUAGCUCAAGAUACUUUAGAAGCAAAUGCUCGUUUCUUUGGUAAUGACAUUAACAAAGUACCAAAACAAGCUCUUACUGUUGGAGUUGGCACAGUGAUGGAUGCCAAAGAGGUCAUGAUCUUGAUUACUGGUUCUCACAAGGCUUUUGCUCUUUACAAGGCAAUAGAAGAAGGAAUUAAUCAUAUGUGGACUGUAUCUGCAUUCCAGCAACAUCCUAGAACACUUGUAAUCUGUGAUGAAGAUGCUACCUUAGAACUUCGAGUUAAGACUGUCAAAUAUUUUAAGGCCCUCAGUGUUGUGCAUAGUAAAUUGAUAGAAGAGGACACAGAAUGUACUCUACGUCGUCCUCAGAAAGACGCGUAAUCUGAGCUUAUCGAAAGUGCAUAGUAAACUUGUUGAAGAAGAAAACAAUCAUCGUGAAUGAAGUUUGAACUUGGAAUGAUCUACAUACAGAAAGACAAAAGUAUAGAGUUUGACGAAAAACUUUUAUAAAAAUUUUAUCGUAUCUUUUUAUUAUUGUUAAACGUUAGUUACUUGAAUAAUUUUGAUUUAACAUAUAAAUUUUAAUAAAAUUGCAAGUAAAUGCAAUAUUUUCUUACUGUAAAUGUACAAUUGAUGUAAAUUUUACAAAAUAUAAAUUUAUAUUUCUAU